Poecilia latipinna (sailfin molly) is the source of this 4885-nucleotide messenger RNA. RefSeq names its product BEN domain containing 4 (gene bend4). Gene Ontology annotation, molecular function: DNA binding. The transcript has 6 exons. NCBI's taxonomy places the organism in Eukaryota, Metazoa, Chordata, Actinopteri, Cyprinodontiformes, Poeciliidae. Bases 932 to 2587 code for a protein of 551 amino acids. The record is from RefSeq and is a predicted model, not a curated record.
GAGAUUCAUUUUGCUUUUGAAAUGUACAUCUUGUUGGUUCCUUCACACUUACAAAAAUGCUAUUUACAUUUAAUUUAUAUGAAAAUUUAGAUUUGCUACUUAAUUGUGUCUGAAUUUUAAUUUAACCAAUAACCUAUAUAUGCUGUAAAAAUGCUAAAAGGCGUAAAACUGAUCUGUUUGGUCUUAUUGAACGGAAAAAAACUGUGGUUCGAACCUCUUGUUUGAAACCUAUUGAGGCGGCGCCCCCUCGUGGCCACACAAACUUUUAAGCCAGGAGUGUUUAGGGCAGCUGUUGGCUGUCUCUCUAACAGCAGAUGUCAAACAUAAACUUACAACAGACUAAAGAUGUAAACACUUGUGUUUCAGGCGCUCGUCUGUAAGCUGUUACUUAAGAUGAAAUAAGUCAGACCAUGAAGCUGCAGUAUAUUUUUAAGAUUGUUUUAUGUGUUAAUUAGACACUUUUUCCCUUAUUCUGUUUUUUUAUUAUCUUUUUUAUUUCAAUUGUAGCAACAACUUUUUUUUUUAAUAUUUGAAUUUAUGUCGAUUCUUUUUGUUCUAAACCAAAAUGGCCUCUACUUCCUUUUUUUUUUUUUUUUGUUUCGUAGGAUUUUUAUUUAUUUAUUUAUUCAGUAUAAUUUCACGUCGCAGCUACAGCUGCUACAGCGCCCCGCUGUUCUCGGUGGGGAUGUUUUCUACACAGAAGUCCCGCCUGUAUUUCCCUCUGGAGGAGUCUCAGCUUGCGCUCCCGACUGGGGAUUGGAGCGGCCACUUGUCAGUAAGCCAGCUUCACGUAGUGCAUGUGUGUGUGUGUGUGUGUGUGUGUGUGUGUGUGUGGAGGGAAACCGAGCCAGACAGUGACGGUCGGAUCGCUCACUCAUCAGCUGUCUGUCAGGCCAGGACGCCACAAAGAGCAGCUUGACACCCGGCCGGUAUGGAGGGAGAGAUGCAGCCCGCGGAUGAAGGGCCCUGCGCCACGAAGAUGUGCCGACAGCAGCGGGGUCCGUACAGCACCCUGAAGCCCUUCCAGAGCAAGCGCUCCGCGGGGAAGUCGCGCUUUGACCGGUCCGCUGCUUUGGAGCUGCCUGUGUUUGGCGACGGGCAUCCCUUCACUUUCCAUCCCGAACAGCCUCAUCCUUUCCAGCAGCAACAGCAGCAGCAGCAGCAGCAGCGGCUGCAGCACCUCCACCAAAACAGCGUCGCUAUCAGCAGCAGCCAGCAGCAUCACCCGCUGCCUCAGCAACAGCAGCACCACCGUCUCCCAUGUGAGGCCAGGCCCAGCAGCAGGGUCCCGACAUCCACCUCAGCGGCCACGGCAUCCCUCGGCUCCCAGCGGCGCUCCGGCAGCGGUUCGGAGCCCCGGUUCUCCCCGGACUGCACCUACGGAAUCAGCACAGAGAACCGUCUCAUCCUAGAUGCCUUCGCCCAGCAGUGCAGCCGAGUCCUCAACCUUCUCAACAAUGGCCGUCUGCUGGAGCCUCCGUCUUCCUCCCUCAGCUCUAACAUCAAGCUGGAAGACGGGCGAGGGGACGCUCAGGGUCUCCACUGCUCCUCUCAGGGGAAGCUGAAACCUCCGGAGAGCUCCUCCACCACCGACCCUGAGGACGAGGCCCAGCAAAGCCAUUCCAACCAGCACCAGACCUCUGCCGUCCUCCGCAUCUUCACGGACUCCCUGCAGAGCUACCUGCUCUCUGGGCCUCAGCAACACCUGGCUGCGGGUCUCGAAGGGGAGCAGUGCGCUCCCGCCGAGCGCGGUUCAGACGUGUCUCCGUCGAGACACAACCUGGGAGGAUGGGGAUCCCCGGCUCCGUCAGAGUCGUACGGACACCCGUCGUCCACGCUGCCGGAGGAGGAGGAGGAGGAGGAGAGCUGCUGCCCCCGCUGCCUGGAGCUGGAGCAGGAGGUGCUGUGUCUGCAGCAGGAGAACGAGGAGCUGCGUAACAAACUGGAGAACAUUCCAGUGCCCUGCCAAAAUACUUUGGACUACUUCAAGGCUGUUCUUGAAUUUCACAACCAGCUGGCCCAGCAAAUGCCAGAGGAGCAGCUCACCGAGCAGUGUGACAAUAUGGAAUUAAAAGAUGUAUCUCUGCAGGAGGAAGAGCAAACCGUCUUUGAGGGGAGCAAACAGCUGCUGGAGAACUACCCGCUCUUCAUCACCAACAAGCAGUGGGAUGAAGCCGUCAACUCCUCCAAGAAAGAUGGCCGACGGCUCCUGCGAUACCUGAUCCGCUACGUCUUCACCACGGAUGAGCUCAAGUUCUCCUGCGGUUUGGGGAAGAGGAAGCGCUCGGUGCACUCAGGAGACCCGGGCCUGGAGAGACGCCCGCUCAACCCAGUCAAAGUCAGCUGCCUCAGAGAGUUUAUCCGGAUGCACUGUGCCUCAAACCCAGACUGGUGGAUGCCCUCAGAGGAGCAGAUCAACAAAGUGUUCAGCGACGCCGUCGGCCACGCCCGCCAGGGCCGGGCGGUGGGUACGUUCCUGGGCAGCAGCGGCAGCAGCACCAGCAGCCUCUACAUGGACGGCUUCGACGGACAUCUGUCGCAGGACGAGCUGUUUCUGAAAGGCUGCCAGAACGGCCAGUCGGACUGAAGUUAUACAAAAACAAAAAUGAUGAACCUUAAUAUGUAGCUGUACGACAACAUAUCCAGAAACACCAACCUUUAUCUAAAAACAUUCCAGAGAAAGCGUGUUAUACAGAAUACAACUCCAGCCCUUGCUUUAAGUAAUUUUAUAACCCUUUUGGUUGUUUUAUACUUGCAUUUUUUGAGUCAAAAUUUGACUUUUGCCAGUUUUCAAUUUUAAAGCAAUUUGAGUCUUCCUUUUUGCUACUUUAAAAUAUGACUUGAGUUUAUUUCACUGUCAGUGGGUUAUGUUUAGGGCUAAGUCAGUUUCAGAGAAUAUUUUGUGUUAAAUUUAUAGGAUAGUUGUGUUAGAAUUUCCGUAUAUCUACACAAGCUGCACCUUCAUGAUAUUCAUAGCUAAAAGUAGCAUUUAAUCUGUUUGCAUCUGUAUGUAGUGAAAGCACCUUUACCUGAAAUUUUUAACAGGAGUGCCUCUGACAUCGUCACAUUCGCUUGUUCACUCUGCUGCGCUUUGACUUUCAUUCAAUCUUCAUUUAAUUUAAACAAAGACAUGUAGGUCAACACUAGACAUUUGGUCCAAGUCACAACCAAACUUAAAGGUUAUCUUGUUAUAUUUUGGAGGUAGUUACAUGUAGUUGAAACCACAGUUAUUUUUUUUGAAAAGCCACCAGUCCCUUCUGCAACAAACCACACACAAAACAUGAUGCUGCAGUCACCGCCGUACUUUAUAGUUGGGAUCCUUUGUCACGAUUUUGCAAGCUUCACAUUUUACCUCCAAAAUGAACAAUGAUGAUCAUGGUUCAAUUUUAGCAUCCUCAGACUGCAGGAGAGACACAAAUGUUUUUUCCAUGAGCGCAUUAGCAAAAACGAUUGUUUUAUACUCGCAUUUUCGUCAAAAUUUGACUUCUGGCAGUUUUAAAGGAGGCGUCUCUUUAAAUCCAGUGGACUGCUUCUAAGAUUCACAGUAGGUGCUAGAUAUAAAACACAAUAAAGUCAAGAUUACUAAGAACAUUUAAAUGUAAAGCCACAAAACAGAAAUUUCAUUCUUGAAAUUUGUUUUUAAAAAACACUGCAAUUAAGAAAAACAUAAAUUUCAAAGUCACAUUGAAAAGAAAUAGUUAAAUUAAAUAUCAAAGACUUUUUUGGGGAGGGUGUUCAAUUCAGGGCAACCUUACAGCACAAUUUUAACCAAAGUUUUCUGUGUUUUUAACUUGUUUACAGUCCAGUAAUUAGUCCUGCCGAAUUGAAAUAUGACUUUAGUUUACGUUUUUGUCUGAAUUUGCAACAAUACCGCUACUUUUUGCUCAAAUACACUGUUGCCUACCAGGUUUGAAUAAUUCUCUUUUUACACACUUUUCCUCUUUUCGUUGUUAGUUUAAUUUUUACUAUGCUAUUUUUGACGAAGGUUGAUCAAAGCAGUUUUCAAAAGAUAUGCACAGCAUGUCAUGAAUAGACCACAUUGUCACAAUAAUUGUGUUAAAAUUGGUAGAAAAUACACUAUUUUGCCAAAUUUAUUGCAUCACCCAUGCAAAUGAUGAAAUGCAGGUGCUCAAAUUACCUCCAUAUUUACAGGUGCAUAACAUUCAGAACCUAGGGCUGCAGACUGCUUCCUCUCUUUCUCGUCCAACAUCAGUGUCUGACCUUACAAAUGCACGUUUGGAAGAACAGGAAACAAAAAUGCCCAUAAACACACUUCUUAGCCUAGUGGAAGGUUUUACCAAAAGAUUUCUACCUGUUAUACCUGCAACGGAAGAGCCAACAUCUUACUAAAUACUAUUGAUUAAGUCAAACAAACAAAACCUUGUUGUAUACUGUACUUUAUCCAACUUCAUGGGCAGCAGUGUGCAAUAAAUACUUGUAUUUAAAACCUAAAUUAGGAGCAAAACACAGGCAACAGUAAAGAUCUUUAGUUUAAGGCAGUUGCCACUUUAUGAAGCCUUAAAUGAGUAGGAAGACAUUCACAUAGUAAAAUGUUGAAACUCUGUGUCAUCAUGUGAUGUGUGUUGUUCCCUGACAAUGACUGAAAGUGUCUACUUCCUCAGAGAGAGAAAGCAUGAAGCACUUGUUUAUUUCUGAAGCUGUUAUUUGCACUUUUCAUGGUCUCACUGGGGACAAACAGAUGUAAAGAGCUAAAUACUCACCUCAAAAAAAGAUUUCAUGCUGAACAACUUUCUUUGCGGGUAACAUUGUUUUCUUCAUCUGAAUGUAGCUGAUCGUGAGGCCAAGUCACCCAUAAAACGUGCUGUGUAAAUUGUGUAAAAUAACGUAUGGUUAUUGUUAAAGUUUUUUUUUUUCUUUCAGAAAA